Molecule: messenger RNA, 876 nt
Organism: Rotaria socialis
Lineage: Eukaryota; Metazoa; Rotifera; Eurotatoria; Philodinida; Philodinidae
Source: the annotation of a GenBank genome assembly
AUGCUUGUUCAUCAGCACCGCCUGGAUAAUUGGACUGCCAAUAAUGAACGGAGCAGCAAGGAUGGAAGAAAACUCUAUCCGAAAGAUAAAAAGGCUGUAACAUACUCAACUACAGCAUUUUUGACCCCAAAAAAAACUACUAGAUGUGUUUCUGACUCUGCUUCGUCCAAACUUCGUUGGUGGCUUGUCCUUCCUUGUAUAUUACUAAUUACAUUGGCCUCUGCGCCCGACGGCCUAAUCAUGAACGAUUUUAUUGUGCGUCGCUAUGAAAGAUACCACGGACUGGACUUCUCUGAAAAGGCUCAAAGGAUCGCAUGUCGCGAAUCAUCGACUUCAACACCUGGUUAUUGGUAUCUUCAACAAUACUCACUCACCGGAGCUGACUAUAACAUCGUGCAGCAGGACGCAGCAAAAUUCAACGUGAAAAACUCAUUCGCAACGCUGAUUCCUUCAGUACUCGCCAUUAUUAUACUCGGAUCAAACUGCGAUACGAUCGGUCGACGUCCGCUUCUUUUCCUACCAUUCGUUGGCAAAAUAGUUCGAUAUUUACUCAUGCUAGUAAUCAUCGCUGGAGAUCUCUCUGAUACGUGGCUACUGGUAUCUCAUUCAUGUGAAGCAUUAUUUGGCUCAGUUGGCAUCGUCAUGUUGAGCGCAUUUGCUUACAUAACCGACUGUACAAAUGAAUCUGGUCGAACACGACCAUUUUUUUUGGCCGAAUUGAUCAUUUUACUAGCACGUGUCGUUCCAGUUCUCGGCAUUGGUUUAUGGUUACAGCAUCAUCUUUAUACGAUCCCCACAAGCAGUUGCCUUGCAUUGAGUAUCAUCGGCGCACUUUACGUACUCUUCAUACAACCCGAAUCUGUGCCAAAUAUGUAA